Perognathus longimembris pacificus (Pacific pocket mouse) is the source of this 1084-nucleotide messenger RNA. RefSeq names its product B9 domain containing 2 (gene B9d2). Gene Ontology annotation, cellular component: MKS complex. NCBI's taxonomy places the organism in Eukaryota, Metazoa, Chordata, Mammalia, Rodentia, Heteromyidae. Gene Ontology annotation, biological process: cilium assembly. The record is from RefSeq and is a predicted model, not a curated record. The transcript has 4 exons. Bases 493 to 1020 code for a protein of 175 amino acids.
AUGACUUGGUCCUAACUGGGAGGUUUCCGCCAUGGAGCAGGGAGGACGGGACUCUGAGCACCGAAUCGAUUUACUUGGGGAAAGAAGACAAUCUGAAGGAAACAGUUGGUGCUCAAACUUCCUCUGUCCAAAUCAAGGUGGAGCCGCCAGGCCACGCCCCCAAUGACGGAAUCCUGGGCGGGGGCUAGAGACGAAAUGUCCAUCACGCAUUAGCCCCGCCCCAUAGGAGCAGCUAGCACCAGUAGGCUGCAUGCAGGGCGGGAGCAAGGCCAGGGGCGGGGCCUGCUGUUGCCCAGCAACAACUAGAGAACCCCAGGCGAGCGUGGCCGCGGAGGGAUCGCGUCUCAGAGCUCCCCCUACCAGGAAAAAGAACAGGUCUGGGGAAGGCACGAGCCUCACCUAGUAGCCAUCCGCGGAGAAGACAGGUCAGGCCUGUGAAUGCCAACCCCGGCAGCCACCUUGGCUUCUAACCGUUAAGCGCAGGGAGGGGCCAUGGCAGAAGUACAUGUGAUUGGACAAAUUAUGGGGGCCACUGGCUUCUCAGAAAGUAGCCUGUUCUGCAAGUGGGGCAUCCACACAGGGGCAGCCUGGAAGCUCCUGUCAGGGGUGCGUGAGGGCCAAACCCAGGUAGACACCCCCCAGAUAGGGGACAUGGCCUACUGGUCGCACCCCAUUGAUCUGCACUUUGCUACAAAAGGUCUCCAAGGUUGGCCCCGGCUCCAUCUCCAGGUGUGGUCCCAGGACAGCUUCGGCCGCUGCCAGCUGGCAGGGUACGGCUUCUGCCACGUGCCCAGCAGCCCCGGCACCCACCGGCUGGAGUGCCCCACAUGGCGGCCCCUGGGCAGCUGGCGGGAGCAGCUGGCGCGGGCCUUCGUGGGCGGCGGCCCGCAGCUGGUGCACGCGGACACCAUCUACAGCGGGGCGGACCGCUACCGCCUGCGCACGGCCGCGGCCGGCGCGGUGCACCUGGAGCUCGGCCUGCUGCUGCGCCACUUCGACCGCUACGGCGUCGAGUGCUGACGCCGGCCGGCGCCCCGCACCGGUCCCCGCCGGCCACGGGAGCCCGAUCGCGAUCGCACGGUCG